GCAACGCUACCACAGUCCAUUGCAGGGAGUCGAAUCGAGCGUGUCGCAUACCAUCCGCUCGAGUAGGCCUAGAGAAUAGAAUCAACUUAUCGAAAUGUUUGCCGCCUUAUCAACGUUCCUAACAUUUGUGGGCUUCUACGCUCUGGCUUGUUAUCUGUACGAGCAGCUGAGAGCGCCCUACAGACUGAUUAAAGUGCGAUGGUUCACCGACGAGAAGGAGCGGCCUGCACUCAAAGAACGGUUUGGAGAAUGGGCUGCCAUCACGGGAAGCAGCGAUGGAAUAGGCAAGGAAUACGCUAAGGAGCUGGCACGACAGGGAAUCAAUGUGGUUCUAAUCGCCAGAAAUCAGGAGAAACUUCAGGCAGUUGUUAAAGAAAUUGAAAGCGAGUCCAAGGUGCAGACCAAAAUUGUGAUAGCAGACUUUACCAAGGGUGCGGAGGUCUAUCAACAUAUAGAAAAGGAAUUGGCAAAUCUACCCAUUGCGAUUCUAGUGAACAAUGUGGGAAUCGGAAACCCUGGACCCAUCCAUAAGUGGACACAGGAGUCGACCCAGAAUAUAAUAGAGACCAAUAUAAUGGCCGUGUCGCAGCUGUCGCGUCACUUCCUUCAGCGCAUGAAGGCCGAAAAGAUUAAGGGAGCCAUCGUGAAUGUCAGCUCGGGAACAGAGCACCAGCCGCUUCCCUAUGGGGCCUACUAUGCGGCAUCCAAGGCGUACAAUCGCAGCUUCACGCUGGCCCUGCAGUGCGAGGCCGCUCCGUACGGUAUCCUCGUCCAGCUGCUGUCGCCCGGCUUUGUUGUCACCAAAAUCAACUCCUAUUCGCGGGCCAUCAUGAAGGGCGGCCUCUUCAUACCCCCGGCAGAUGCCUAUGCCCGCAGUGCCGUCAACCAGCUGCGGGAUGGAGUCGAUGAGACACCUGGCUACCUUUGGCAUCAUGUCCAGACUGCUGUGAUGCUUGCCGUUACCUGGCGGAUUCGUCGUUUCUCUGCUCUCAAGAUGUUUCAAUUCCUGAAGUAGAAAAUCCAAUUACAUCCUACCUCACAAUUUGUUCGCCGACAUAAUGUUGAUAUCUAUAUAUGUAUAUCGUUUUUUGAUAAUACAUAUACUUGUAGACAAAAA
This is a messenger RNA of Drosophila obscura, 1117 nucleotides long. RefSeq names its product hydroxysteroid dehydrogenase-like protein 1. Gene Ontology annotation, molecular function: oxidoreductase activity. The record is from RefSeq and is a predicted model, not a curated record. NCBI's taxonomy places the organism in Eukaryota, Metazoa, Arthropoda, Insecta, Diptera, Drosophilidae. The transcript has 3 exons. Gene Ontology annotation, cellular component: endoplasmic reticulum. Bases 95 to 1015 code for a protein of 306 amino acids.